GAGCCAAGUGGGGCGUGCGGCACGCGCAGGCGCUGCUGCUGUUCCUGUGCACGUCCACGGCCUACUCUCUGCGCGUCAACCUGAGCGUGGCCAUCGUCGCCAUGGUGGACCACACGGCCAGCGGCAACCCCGACUUCCCGGUGUUUUCGUGGCCCAAAAAGACGCAGGGCUACCUGCUGUCGUCGUUCUUCUGGGGCUACCUGGUGAUGCAGAUCCCGGCCUCGCAGCUGGCGCAGCGCUUCGGCGCGCGCUUCUUCCUGGCCGCCUCCAUGGUGGGCACGGGGCUCUUCACCAUGCUGCUGCCCGUGGCGGCCAUGUACGGCGACUGGCCCGCGGUGGCCGUGACCCGCGCGGCCUCGGGCCUCUGUCAGGGCUUUGUGUUUCCCUCUUGCUACGUUCUGCUCGGCAAGUGGGCGCCGCCCCUGGAGCGAGGGAGAUUCACCGCCUUUGUCAUAGGAGCUCAGCUGCUCGGCCCCGUCGUCAUGCUACCCGUGACGGGGAUCCUGUCGUCCUCGGCGGGCGGCUGGCCGAGCGUCUUCUACUCCUCCGGGGCGCUCGGACUCCUCGUCGGCAUCCUGGUGUUCGUCUUCGUGGCUGACUCGCCCGCCAAGCAUCGAGGCAUCUCCCACAUCGAACGCGACUACAUCCAGCGUUCCAUCGGCGUCAACACUCGCGGACAGCUCAAG
Molecule: messenger RNA, 686 nt
Organism: Frankliniella occidentalis (western flower thrips)
Lineage: Eukaryota; Metazoa; Arthropoda; Insecta; Thysanoptera; Thripidae
Product: putative inorganic phosphate cotransporter
Biological process (GO): transmembrane transport; monoatomic anion transport
Cellular component (GO): plasma membrane
Molecular function (GO): transmembrane transporter activity
Source: RefSeq, a predicted model, not a curated record